This is a messenger RNA of Notechis scutatus (mainland tiger snake), 5630 nucleotides long. It is a transcript of the gene FLT4, whose product is annotated as fms related receptor tyrosine kinase 4. Gene Ontology annotation, cellular component: plasma membrane; signaling receptor complex. Gene Ontology annotation, biological process: protein phosphorylation; angiogenesis; multicellular organism development. The record is from RefSeq and is a predicted model, not a curated record. NCBI's taxonomy places the organism in Eukaryota, Metazoa, Chordata, Lepidosauria, Squamata, Elapidae. Gene Ontology annotation, molecular function: transmembrane receptor protein tyrosine kinase activity; growth factor binding; ATP binding.
GCUCCGGCGCCCUUCCCGCUUUUUUUUUUCUUUCUUCUUUUUUUUUUUGCUCGCUUCCCUUCCCUUCUCCUUCCACUUUUGCUCGCUCCUCACACCCAGCUCGGUACCUUCCCGGGGCAGAGCCAUUGGCCGAAUUCCUCAGUUGGCUGAGCCGCCCAGGCAGGAGGACUCUCUGGCAGCGACAGCAAAGGGGAGGAAAAGGAAAGGGAAGCGGGGCCGAGCCGUUCCACCCCCACCCCCCCUUCACCCUCCUCCGACAGCCCGUCCGCUCUGCUUGGGGGCGGAUGGAGCGGCGUUUGCGCCGGGCGAAAACCGGCCGCUCCUUCCAGCAGCAGCGAAAAAAGAUGGGUCCGUCUCGCCCCGCCGCCUUCCCUCCCCGACGGGCUGUCGGCCCGGCGCCGCGAAUGGAGAGACUGAGCGCGCUCUGCCUCUGCCUCUGGAUCGGCGUCGUCUCGGAAGCAGAUAUGGUUAGUGGCUAUUCUAUGACACCACCCAUUCUCAGCAUCACAGAAGAGGAGUAUAUCAUCAAUGUUAAGGAGACCUUAAAUAUUACUUGCAGAGGACAGCAUCCUUUGGAAUGGUUGUGGCCUGGCAUUCAAGAAGACACUGUGCAAACGGGAAAGGAGGGUGACUCAGAGAUAGUGAGCGUUAACGGCAUCCGAACAGUCAAGGAAGAAGAUUGUGAGGGCACUGAUGCAAAGCCCUAUUGCAAAGCCUUGACCCUGACUGGGACUCAGGCCAACGACACAGGUUACUACCGCUGUCACUACAAAUACAUCAAUGCCAAAAUAGAAGGCACCACUGCUGUCAGCACCUACGUGUUUGUGAGAGAUUUUGAACAGCCAUUCAUUAAUAAACCGGAGACUCUUCUUAUCUACAAGAAGGAAAAUAUAUGUGUCCCAUGCCUGGUAUCCAUUCCAGAUCUUAACAUCACUUUGUUGUUGACAACUUCGGUCAUCUAUCCUGAUGGAAAGAACAUUCUCUGGGACAACAAACAAGGAAUGCUGGUCCCCACUCUCCUGAUCAAGGAUUCCUGGUAUGUUCAGUGUGAAACUCUCAUUGAUAAGAAACCCUUCAAAUCUAGUUUCUUCAUUGUCCACAUUGCAGGCAAUGAGCUUUAUGAUAUUCAGCUGUUUCCAAGGAAGGCCAUGGAGCUAUUGGUGGGAGAAAAACUAGUUAUCAACUGCACAGUAUGGGCUGAAUUUGAUUCAGGAGUUAAUUUCCAGUGGGACUACCCUGCAAAACAAAUGAACCGGAAAGUCAUAGAACUGCCUGAAAGGCGGUCCCAGCAAACCCAUACUGAACUCUCCAGCAUUUUGGUCAUCCAAAAUGUGAGCCAACAGGACCUGGGAAAAUAUACAUGCAAGGCUAACAAUGGGGAGCAGAACUUGAAGGAGAGCAUAGAUGUCAUCGUGCAUGAGAAGCCAUUUAUCUACGUGGAAAGGAAAAAGGGCCCAGUGAUAGAAGCAACAGUGGGAGACGAAAUUGUGAAACUACCAGUAAAAGUGGUUGCUUAUCCCCAGCCUGAGUUCCAGUGGUUUAAGGAUGGAAAGUUAAUUUCCAACAGGCAAUCUCAAUAUUCCCUCCAGAUCAAGGAUGUGGCAGAGCAAAACUCUGGCUCUUAUACACUGGUCCUGAAGAAUGGGUUGGCUGGACUGGAGAAGAGCAUUAACCUUCAACUGGUAGUUAACGUUCCUCCACAAAUCCUUGAGAAAGAAGCUUCUUCACCAAACAUUUAUUCUCGUAAAAACCGUCACGUACUUACCUGCACUGUCUACGGCAUUCCAGCUCCAGAAAAGAUACAAUGGCAGUGGAGGCCUUGGACACCUUGCCGAAUGUUUCCCCAGCACAGUCUUAGACCAAGGGCUGUACAACGCCAUCAGAGAGACCGGAUGCCUGAAUGUAAGGACUGGAAGGAUGUGUCACAGAUUGAUGCUGUGAACCCCAUUGAAAGCAUUGACACCUGGACAGAGUUAGUGGAAGGAAGGAACAAGACCAUCAGCAACUUAAUUGUCCAAGAAGCCAAUGUUUCUGUUAUGUAUAAGUGUGUAGCCUCCAACAAAGUAGGUCGUGAUGAACGAUUGAUCUACUUUUAUGUAACAACCAUACCAAAUGGAUUUGAAAUUGAGUCUGAGCCUUCCGAGGAGCCCAUUGAGGGACAAGACCUGAGACUAAGUUGCAAUGCCGAUAACUAUACCUACGAAAACCUGCAGUGGUACCGGCUCAAUCUCUCAAGAUUAAAUUAUGAAGAAGGCAACCCUCUAGUCCUGGAUUGCAAGAAUGUCCACCAUUAUGCAAUGAAGCUGCAGGGUGAAUUGAAUUUCAAACCUAACUCCAAUUAUGCUGCUUUGACACUCACCAUCCCAAGUAUCUCUCUAGAAGAUGAAGGAGACUAUGUAUGUGAAGUGCAAAACAGAGAAAACAAUGAAAAACACUGCCACAAAAGAUAUAUCUCUGUACAUGCUUUAGAGAUGCCCAAGUUGAAACAGAACCUGUCAAACAUCCUGGUGAAUGUGAGUGAUUCUAUAGAGAUGCGCUGCAAGGUGGAUGGUGUGCACAUUCCAAACAUCAACUGGUAUAAAGAUGAAAAGCUGGUUGAAAAAGUCUCAGGGAUUGACUUGGCAGAUUCCAAUCAGAGGCUCAGUAUCCAAAGGGUGAGAGAAGAAGAUGCUGGUCUUUACCUUUGCAGUGUCUGCAAUGCCAAAGGUUGUGUGAAUUCCUCUGCCAGUGUUUCUGUAGAAGGCUCAGAUGACAGGACCAAUGUCGAAAUUGUAAUCUUAAUCGGAACUGGGGUUAUUGCCAUCUUCUUCUGGAUUCUCUUGAUCCUCAUCUUCUGUAAUAUCAAGAGACCUGCUCAUGCUGAUAUCAAGACAGGCUACCUUUCCAUUAUCAUGAAUCCAAAUGAAGUCCCUUUGGAAGAACAGUGUGAAUACCUGACCUAUGAUUCCAGCAAAUGGGAAUUUCCUCGGGAGAGGCUUCGAUUAGGUAAAGUCCUGGGCCAUGGGGCUUUUGGGAAAGUAAUGGAAGCCUCUGCGUUUGGAAUUAACAAAAGCAACAGCUGUGAAACUGUGGCAGUUAAAAUGCUGAAAGAGGGAGCUACUGCAAGUGAGCAUAAGGCUCUCAUGUCAGAACUGAAGAUCCUCAUUCACAUAGGAAACCAUCUGAACGUGGUAAAUCUCCUGGGAGCUUGCACCAAACCUAAUGGUCCCCUCAUGGUAAUUGUUGAAUUCUGCAAAUAUGGAAACCUCUCCAAUUAUUUGCGAACCAAACGGGAAGGAUUCAGCCCUUACGGGGAAAAAUCCCCAAGGCUGCGCAUCCAAGUUCGUUCCAUUGUGGAAGCCGUUCAAGCAGACAAAAGAAGCCGGUCUUGCACCCGUGACAGUGCAAUUCUUAACAGGCUUCUAAUGAACAAGAGUCAGACAGCAUCAUCACCACAUUUCAUACAAGAAGUGGAUGAUUUAUGGCAAAGCCCUCUGACAAUGGAAGAUCUGAUCUGCUACAGCUUUCAAGUUGCCCGUGGAAUGGAGUUUCUAGCCUCUAGAAAGUGUAUCCACAGAGACUUAGCAGCUCGGAACAUCUUAUUGUCAGAGAACAAUGUGGUGAAGAUUUGUGACUUUGGUCUGGCUCGGGAUAUCUACAAGGACCCUGACUAUGUCAGGAAGGGCAGUGCCCGUCUUCCACUCAAGUGGAUGGCUCCAGAAAGCAUCUUUGACAAAGUUUAUACUACUCAGAGUGAUGUCUGGUCCUUUGGAGUCCUAUUGUGGGAGAUAUUCUCUUUAGGAGCCUCCCCUUACCCUGGAGUACAAAUCAAUGAGGAAUUUUGCCAAAGACUAAAAGAUGGCACCAGGAUGAGAGCUCCAGAAUAUGCUACUGCAGAAAUCUACAGAAUCAUGCUGAAUUGUUGGUAUGGAGAUCCCAAAGAAAGGCCAACAUUCUCUGAUUUGGUUGAGAUUCUGGGAGAUCUUCUUCAAGAGAAUGUUCAACAGGAGGGGAAAGAUUAUAUCCCGUUAAAUGACUCUCAGAGUUCUGAAGAUGAUGGCUUCUCCCAGGUGGCUUCAUCCAUCCAGCAGAAUUCUGAUGAAGAAGAAUUUGACAUGAAGAUACACUGUCAUAAUAUAGCAGCAAGAUAUUAUAAUUGUGUAUCUUUCCCUGGCUGUUUGACUGGCGGAAAUCAAAUACGAUGUCCAUCCAGAUUAAAGACUUUUGAAGAAUUUCCUAUGACACAAACUAUGUAUAAAGCUCAUCCGGAUAAUCAGACAGACAGUGGGAUGGUUUUGGCAUCAGAGGAGUUUGAGAGGAUAGAAAACAGGCACAGAAAAGAAGGUGCAUUCAGUAGUAAAGGAUCCAACCAAAAUACAGACCCAACAGUGGAUCAAUCCAAACCAAGGGGCAGAAGUCAGCCAUUAUAUCAAUCAGAGCUCCGAGGUCAGACUUUUUAUAAUAGUGAAUAUGGGGAACUAUCAGAACAGUCUGAGGAAGGCAACUGCACUCCACCAAAUGAAGGCACCAGUCCCUCCCUCCUUCAUGCUUCGUUCUUUUCAGACCAAUGCUAAAGGGGAAGACAGUCAUGGAGACACCUUGCUGAGAUCCAGCAACUUCUUCUCUUUGUGUACCAGUGUACCCUUCAGUGAAGAUUACAUUUCUUGUCCUAGAAGAAACCACAAGGAUGAUUCUUGUGGAACAGAUGGAGAACUCCUUGGUUAGGAAGAUGGAUGCUAUGCCUUUCAACCUAAACACUUUUCUUGCCUUUGACAUGAAUGAAAAUCCUUGCUCCGAUGCUCUUUUAAGGAAGAGAUCUCAGAUGCAGCGUGUGGGAUCUGUUUUGAGAGCUUCAAUCAUUGCUCAGGAUUCAGACUCCAUUGAAAUAGUUUGCCAUAACGAGCUUUAUUUCAGGUCAGAUAAAAAUAGAUAUGUCUUAGCUGAGCAAUUUUCCUGAUGCAGUUUAGUUUGUUUCUGCUCUUGUUUUUCCCUCUAUUAGGAGAGGUGGAAUUUUUAAAAAAAUAAUAAUAAUGUGGGCAAUGGUGAAGCAGCAACAUCCCCAAGCUUGGAUAAUCCUUCACUUGAUGUAGACAUUCCAAUAAACAAGGUGAAACUAUAUUUAAGUCUUUCAUAGACUUAUUUCGUUUAUAUUAGACACUAAAGUAGUCUCCCAGCUUGAAUAUUUUCCAUACUUGCACUGUUUUAGACAUGUGGAAAUUGCUACAAUGCCAAAAGGAAAUAUUUCAUUUGUGUGUGUGCCUUAGGAAAUUCAGCAAUUUAAGGAGAUUUUAUUUUCAUGGAUUAGUUUCACAUACUGCAAGAAAUUACAGUUUGUUUAACCAUUAUUUAUUGAAUAAAAUACAACUAUCUGAGUUUACAUAACAUUCCAGGCCUGGUGUGAAUUAUACCACUUUCACUGAGAAGCAGAAACCAAUAAGAGAUAUGUCUAAAAAUAGAGAAUGAAAUUUUAAAAACUCACAAUCCAUUUAUAUGUCCAAAUUAUGAAUCUUUUAAAGUAUUCUGUAAAGGAUCUAUGUCACCUAAACAAUCGGCCUUUUUCGGUUUGAUGGUUUUGCAACUUCUGUUAAGGGAUCAGAAAAUUAAUGUGAUCUAUGAUCCUACCAAAAAGUUGGUAUUGUCCUUGUAAAAUC